AUGAAACAAGAAUCAUGUCGAAAAGAUAUUGAACGUGCAUUCGGAGUUUUGCAAUCGCGUUUUGCAAUUGUUGCAGGUCCGCCACGUUUUUGGAGAAGAGAGGUCCUACAUGAUAUAAUGACCACAUGUAUUAUACUGCACAACAUGAUAAUUGAGGACGAGCGUGAUCUUAAUGCACCAAUUGAAGAUGCACGUGAGUGUCCAGCUACAACGGUAGAAAUGGUAGUAGAUGAAGAUCACCGAUUUGAACAAUUUUUAGCUCGACACAAAACAAUUAAGGAUAAAGAUGCGUAUUUCACACUUCGUAAUGCAUUAAUCGAGCAUUUAUGGGAGAAUAGAGGCGAAAGUUAA
Nicotiana tabacum (common tobacco) is the source of this 351-nucleotide messenger RNA. NCBI's taxonomy places the organism in Eukaryota, Viridiplantae, Streptophyta, Magnoliopsida, Solanales, Solanaceae. The record is from RefSeq and is a predicted model, not a curated record.